This is a messenger RNA of Amoebophrya sp. A25, 847 nucleotides long. The record is from the annotation of a GenBank genome assembly. Lineage: Eukaryota; Dinophyceae; Syndiniales; Amoebophryaceae.
AUGCAGUAUGAUGAUAGCGCCGUUGUACAUGAACAGUUAGUACUUACUUACAUCAUGGAUGAUCAUUCGUCAGUUGUCUUCUUGAUUGGGUUUUUGGUUGUAUCAAUCCUCAACGAGCUCAUGGGGCUGACCGGAAACGUUAUCGUAGCAGAAGCGCUAAAGAAGGCAACAGUCUUUCGGAUGGAGAAGAUGGUGGAGAAAUCUCGUCUAGCAGUGGCUCGGAACAUAUAUACAUCCGAGGUGGUUCAGGUUCCGUGGGCAGUCCAGAAAAGAAUUAGAACUAAAAGUAGAUGUAAUUGCAUCACCCCGAAUAGAGCCCAUGAGUACGCUGAUCCUGGUGAUGUAUUUCCUCGGCUGCAAAACCAUGGCUGUGUACUGAGCAGCAUGAACAGGCACUCAAAGACAAACAAGCCAAAAAAAAUGGACGAACAGAGACUGAGUUCAAAUCACAUAUCGAUCUCAUUUGCAGCGUGUCAUGAAGUAAGUCGUGACUUCCCAUUACUUCGGCAACCACGACUAAAAAUUUGGCAUAAAAUUAUUUACUGCGUUCGUGUGAAAAAUUUUGGAAACAAUGCCGGAAUCUGCACGGAGUGGGCAAGAAGAACGGCGUCCCUCAAUGGCUUUCAGUUAUUCUGGGAAAUAUUCUUCAUCGUUUGUCGAACUAAAGUGGAAAAUUCCUAAAGUACUAGUUUAGAAACUUUAUCUUUUUUAGCAUCACAAACACAAGAAGUCUCUUUUCAGAAGUUGUGAUAGUACAUGUUCAUACUCACUUUUUCGUGAAGUAUCGAAGACUGAAUAUUGGAGUUGGGCCGACACUUGCUCUUGUUGUACUUCUACGUGGAUAGUU